AUGAUGUUCACUCCAUUAAGACAACUACGGUUAUUUUCGGCUCCUCUGAGAUACAUUCAAUCAUUCAGAUGUUUAUCAUCAUGCCGAACUACAAAUUCAGAUGCAUUCAAUGAUCAUUUCAUUCAUAAAACCCUCACAUCUACUAAAUCCCAUCAUGAUAAUGAAUAUAUACGAUGUACAAUAUUUAAUUCUCAAGGAGAUAUGAUUCAACAUGGACAAGAAAUACUUAAAAAUAAAUUCAUUGAAAAAUACAAUUUAAUUCCUAGAGAUUUCCGUAAAUUUGAUCGACAUUUAAGUCAUUCAAGUCAUCAAGAUAUUGUUCCUAGUAUAAUUAUACGAAAGAAUAAUAUCUUAUUACAAUUAUUAAAUGUUCAUGCAUUGAUUAAAUAUGAUGAAUUAGUUAUAUUUGAUAGUUUUGCUCAUCAUAGUGAUAGUCCCCAUCAUUCAUCUCAUACUACACUGCAAUUUUUAAAAGAUUUAGGCAAUCGUUUAAAAUCAACUCAUCUUGAAUCAUUACCAUUUGAAUUUAAAGCAUUAGAAGGGAUACUUAUAUAUAUUGUUUCAAAUCUAUCUACUGAAAUGAAAGUUCAUAAUACUGUUUUACAAAAUAUUAUUCAAGGUUUAGAUGAAAGUAUAGAAAGAUAUAAAUUGAGAUAUUUAUUGAUUGAAAGUAAAAAAAUUAGUCAAUUUAGUCAAAAAAUUAAUUUAAUCAAACAAUGUUUAGAAGAUAUUUUAGAAAAUGAUGAUAAUGAAUUAAAUGAAUUAUAUUUAACUGCAAAAUUUAACGAAUCUCCAAGAUUAGGUAAUAAUCAUGAAGAAAUUGAAAUGUUAUUGGAAAAUUAUUAUCAAACCAUUGAUGAAAUUGUACAAAUUGUGGAGAACUUAAAAAAUCAAAUCAAAACUACUGAAGAUUUGAUUAAUGUGGUUUUAGAUUCCAAUAGAAAUCAGUUAAUGUUAUUGGGAUUAAAAUUUUCUACUGGUUUAUUGUCUUUAUGUCUUUGUUUAUACAUAUCGGCAUUGUAUGGUAUGAAUUUAGAGAAUUUUAUCGAAGAAUCAGAUGGUGGGUUUGAAGCUGUCAUUGUUGUUUCUACUAUCGCUUUAGUUUGUUUAUUAUUAUUUGGAGUUAAACAAUUGAAGAAAGUUGAAAAGGUCACAAUGACAAGUUUACACGAUAAGAAGAAAUAA
Molecule: messenger RNA, 1185 nt
Organism: Candida tropicalis MYA-3404
Lineage: Eukaryota; Fungi; Ascomycota; Pichiomycetes; Serinales; Debaryomycetaceae
Exons: 1
Coding region: 1-1185 (394 amino acids)
Biological process (GO): mitochondrial magnesium ion transmembrane transport
Cellular component (GO): mitochondrial inner membrane
Molecular function (GO): magnesium ion transmembrane transporter activity
Source: RefSeq, a predicted model, not a curated record